This is a messenger RNA of Tyto alba (common barn owl), 3305 nucleotides long. RefSeq names its product epidermal retinol dehydrogenase 2. The record is from RefSeq and is a predicted model, not a curated record. Gene Ontology annotation, cellular component: lipid droplet. The transcript has 7 exons. NCBI's taxonomy places the organism in Eukaryota, Metazoa, Chordata, Aves, Strigiformes, Tytonidae. Gene Ontology annotation, molecular function: oxidoreductase activity, acting on the CH-OH group of donors, NAD or NADP as acceptor. Bases 190 to 1107 code for a protein of 305 amino acids.
CUAUCCGGCCAGCCCCCGCCGGGGCGGGCUGCCGCCAUAAAGGGUGGGCGGCCCGCUGCCCGCGGCCUACCGCUCCCUCGCCCGCCCCGGAGCCGCUGGCUGCCCUGACGCGCCACGCCACGCCGCGCCGAGGUGCCCUCUCUGUCCUUCAGCCCGGCGGGUGGAGGCAUCUGAAGAAAUAGCCUCAAGAUGAACUUCUUCCUAGAAACGUUGAAAGUCAUCGGAUUUGUUGUUUAUUACUUGCUAGAGUCGCUAGUGUUCUGGGUUGUGCCCAGACGGAAGAAGAAUGUUAGUGGUGAAAUAGUAUUAAUAACAGGAGCGGGAAGUGGCAUUGGAAGACUCUUAUCUUUGAAGUUUGCCAGCCUUGGAGCCACACUGGUUCUCUGGGACAUUAAUCAAGAGGGGCUCAAGGAGACAAGCAGACUGGCCAGAGAAAAUGGAGCAGUGAGAGUACACUCUUAUAUCUGUGACUGUUGCAAAAGGCAGGAUGUCUACAGAGUUGCUGAUCAGGUUAAAAAAGAAGUUGGAGAUGUUAACAUCCUAAUCAACAACGCUGGCAUUGUAACUGGGAAGAGAUUUACUGAUUGUCCAGAUUCACUUGUGGAAAAAAACAUGGAAGUCAACAUAAUGGCACACUUCUGGAGUUACAAAGCCUUCCUCCCAGCAAUGGUGGCCUCUAACCAUGGACACUUGGUUAGUAUUGCAAGUUCAGCAGCACUGACUGGAGUCAGGGGUCUUUCAGAUUACUGUGCAAGUAAAUUUGCAGCAGUUGGUUUUGCAGAGUCAGUUGAUUUAGAGAUGAGAUACCUGGGAAAGACUGGUGUUAAAACCACAAUUGUGUGCCCUUUCCUCAUAAACACAGGAAUGUUUGAGGGCUGUAGAACCAGGUGGCCAACUCUGCUUCCCAUAAUGGACCCAGAGUAUGUGGCUGAGAAGAUAAUGACUGCUAUUCGGCAGGACCAAGAAAUACUGGUGCUACCACGCAGCAUUUAUUUUUUAUUAGCUUUGAAAAGUAUGAUUCCAGUGAAAGUGAGUGUUCUCCUUAAGGAAUAUCUUGGAAUUUCCUGUUUAAUGGAUAGCUUCAAAGGUCGAGCGAAGGAGGACUGAAAAGGCGCAAAAUUCAGACCAGCAACUCUAAAGUGGAUCUUGUUAAAGAUGGUGGUGGAAGAGGUCUGCUUUUCUAGCAGCUGCGAGCUUAAGGUGCCUCACUUCUCAUUAGUAACAAUUUUUAAGGAAAUUGCUUUUUAAUUGGCUCUUAGCAGCUUUCACAAGAACUAUAUUUUUAAUCCAGUGAAAUUUCUUUUCACUUCAUUAUGGAAAUACAUUAAUUGAAAUUAGUUCCUUUGGUUAUGUCUGCUAUAAUGCCUUAAAUAUGAUCAUGCAUCACAAACUAAUAAUUCGCAACUUUGGGGGGAGAAGGGACCUAGAAACCACACAUUUGGCUGGGGGCCAGGAAAGUGAACUUGACUUCUUGCUGCCAUUCACUGAACCAUGAGGAGGGGCUGUACUGUUGAUGCCAUUACCAUUCCCCAGCAAGCUGAGGAAAUCAAGAGUUUCCUGAAAAACAGAUUCAAAUUUAUACAAAUGGUAGUUUUGUGAAAUGGAAAUAUGCACUGUGUUGGUGCAAAACCAAUGAAAUAUUUUAAUGUUUGGAGGUGGUGAUCUCAGGACUUAGAGAUGACCAUGGAUGUUGGAGUGGGGAGGAGGAAGGGUGUAAAUUAUGUAUUUGUGCUGCUAAUCUACUUUUUGUCUAAUUUAUUUUAAAAGCUAAUCCUAUGACUGCAGCUUUGCAGUAGAAGUCAUUGUAUCUUCUAAGUGCAAUAUUUUAAGAACAAUUCUAAAUUUUCAUCUCCUAAACUGAAGAAGCUUGUAGUCAUACAGCAUAAGACUGCCAGUCUAGGUGGGCUAUCAAACAUCUUGCCAAGUAAGGCAAUGAGCUACUAAAAGUAAACUGUAUAAUCAGGGCUUCUCUUGGGAUUAUUUCAGAAAGCAGUGAUGCUGAUAGAACUGGAGUGAAUGGGGUCCCGACAGUCAUAGCUUGAGUAACAGCAUUAUGUUUUGCUUCUCUGAAUUGAGUGGUAGGUUGCCUCGUGUCUAUAGAGACUUGCUUUACUUUCCCUCUUAGGGCUAUCCAUUUAUUUUGGACAUAUGCUGAGGCAGCCUUGCCCUUUUUGAUAACGACUGCUUAGAAAACUGAAAGCCCCCUUGACUUCUGGUAAAUCCAAAACAGGAAAAAGGAAGAUUAUACCUUAAAUGGAUGUAAUUUAUGCACAUGCUAGCCAAGCCCACCUCGUGUCACUGUACUCUACUGGCAAUUGGUAACACCUGCAAACAAAGACUAAAAUGCAUUAGCAUGCAAUUAAUUGAAGGACUGUAUGGAGAAAAGGGUGAUUUAUUUUUUUUCUUUUUAAAUGUUGUUUUUCCCAUGAUGGCCUAGAAACUACCUUCAUUUCCCUUGUCUAAACAAUUAGUGAGGUUUACCAGUGGAGAAAGGUUUACACAGAACUCUUUUACUACUUAUGAGUAAGAAACACUGAGUAAAACAAGCAUGUUAAAAAUAGCCUUACCUUUAUGAUGGAUUGAUGAGAGUUAGAAUUCAGACUGAUUAAGAGAAGAUUCGUCUUACAAUCCUUUCAGAUCUGCAGCUUUUCUACUUCAGAAAUUCCACUCAUUUUACAGUACGCUCCAGGAAAUGAAAGUUACUAAUUAAAAAACAAAUAUUACCUAAGUGUGCUGUCCAUAUGUACAUUGCACAGUUCCCAAAGUCAGCCACUGAUAGCUGUGGUCUAUCUGUGUCUUGCAGACUUCACCUUUUUACACCAACACAGCACACUUUUCACAUUUUUCCUACUAACUGUGAAAUACUAGGUGUGCAAGAUUCUGGAGCAAAGGAGGAGAGAAGUGGAUGAUGCAUAUGAACAGUAUGUACCAAACUCCAGCUCUUGAGAGCAAGUAGCUUUUCACUCUUAAUGUCUAUGUGAACACGUUCUGCUGAGGGGAAAUGAAAGCAGUGAGUCUGGCCAUGGGAUUUGUGGAUUAUGAAGUUUGUCACACCACUGGGAGGAUUUUACUUAAUAAUUUGUACCAGAGAAAUACAUCUCCAUAGGGAUUUAACUACUUCACAGAAUUAUUGAGCUUGGAGAGGAUCUCUACUUAGAGCAGGGUCAAUUAGAGCAGGUUUCUCAGUACUCUGUCCAGUCCAGUUUUGAAUAUCUUUACAUCUGGAGACUCUACAACCUCUACAACAUGUUCCAGUGUUUGUCCAUACUCAGUUUAAAAACAAAUAAAUGUAAACUAUGUUUAAA